CUGUCUUCACAUUCUACAUUAUCUUGUCAUCUCAUCAAAAUGUCCAUAUCUUGGGAGUUAGCUUCUCAUGAGUCAUUGUUGAUUUAUUUUUGUUGGAGAAACUGAUUAUUUCUAUAAACAGAUAGUGUUUUCAAAGGAUAUUGGUAAAGAAGUGGCAUCUUAUGCACACAAGCACAUUUGUUUUGAGCAGUCAAUAUUGUCAGUUUUUCCUCCUGGGCGGCCCUGCAUGCCUGGGCCUUGACUAGACACGUUACUGUUAUUCUUUGUUGAUAGUGUAUUCCUGUGUUUUCAUGGAGUCCUUAGCAGUCGUUGAUAAGAAGACACUUAAUACUAAUACGGUAGUGAUUAAGCCUUUGUAUCGGGAUAUAGUCAGUAAAGAUUUGUGUGUGUGAAUUAAUUCUCACCUAGAUUGACUCUGGUGAUGGUACGGUUAGAAUAGAUCGGAAAUUACCAGGAGACGACUUCAUGACUUAACCGAGUGGGAUCUAAUGUCAAGGCUGAGUCGAGGGAGACACACUGUGACUGACGGGUAGGAGAGGAAUAUUGCAUUUUGGGAUAAUCAAGACGAGACAACCGGAUCAAUACAAACGCUAGCAUCAUAUUGCAGUGUUGCAUCAUGGAUUUUUUUUGCCUCUCUUACUUUGAGCUGUAGAUGUGCAUUAGAUAUUUGAGGACUUUGAGAAGUGAAGCUUGAUGUGACCAGGAUACCUCCGAAUGCUGUUAACUGCAUCUUCUUUGAUGUCUCUCUACUUGAACAAAAACUGAGUUCUGUUGUGCACUGGUUGAACAAUCUCAAUGAAGUUCCACAUGAAGAUGGGUUGUGGUCGAAGCAAGACGAUGUCAAUGCAUGACACCAACGGUGAACAAGAGCAAGAUAUGUACUCCAAGAGUGCCGAGCAAAAGAUACACAGAGAUUCCGAUGAGAAAUCUCACUCGCACUAUCGGCACCACAAAAAGAAAGAGUCACCAGGAAAUGAGACGCCCUUGUCGUGGGACAAAGGAUCCAACUACGACACGAUAUCAAAUCAAACGUUAUUUAGUAUGAACAGUGUAAACCAAAAAAUUAGUGUCACGUCGAGCUUGGGUAGUGUCGAAUCUGGGCUACGGCCGGAUAAUUGGCAGACAACGGACAAUGCUCAGAAUAAAAAGGAGUUUUCAUCGCCAAGUAAAGAUGAUAAACAGGGAACACAAACCAAGACAGCUUUUAAAGACAAGGUUUCAAACACUGGGCCGUUGCAUUCUAAUACUUCUAACAAAGCACAGGAUAGACGAAAUAUAUCAGAUAGUCAGCUAGAGUUCUUCCGAUUAUUAGAUGAAAAAAUUGAACGGGGAGGUAGUGAGUAUAUAUCAGAUGAAGAAUCAUAGCAUCUUGGUCGAUUGGCAGCACCGGACAGUUGGAAAUGUCGCUGGUGAUAGAUCAGAUGGAGGUGCUGAGAGUAUCGUGGAACUUGAUUGUGGAAGGACCUGAAAGUCUGGAAAUUAGUCCUCAGUCUGGCAAUCGUGGUAAUGUCAGUGGCAAAGGAUGGAUGAAUGUCAGAGAUUGGAUUGACAAUCUGUGUUUCUUUGAUCGAGAUAGGAAGGUGCAAUGCUGUUUGGGAUUCGACAGAAUGGAGAGACACCUGUAGAGCUGGUUUUCAGUAUGCUCGGUGCGGACAACCUGUUUAAUUUUCAGUACAAAAGAAUUGAAAAUGUUGAGAAUGUUCAAAAAAUGGAGCCGCUGUGUCAGGUCCUGCCCCAAACUUUUGGCCAAACCAAUUCCGGUGUAGGCCUACAUUUUAACUCCACCCUUUCAAACUCAGUUUUAGUACUGUGCCACUGUGGCUCACUCUCCCAGGAUGGGUGGAUGCAAAAAUCAUGAUCGUGAAAAAUAUGUUUUUCAUUGACAUCUGUGGGGUAUUGAAGUGCCCAGCACCUGCUCCGACCUGCGAAGACUUGAAUGCCACUGGCAAGCAGUGCUGUGAUCAACUGAAAUGUAUGCAGGUACAUUUUUUAAUUAUGUGUAAAUUGUAAAUAAGUACUGUACAUUCUGAUUCAAGCUGACUUGGCUCAAUUUGUGUACUUGCUAUAGUGCGUAAUACGCAAUCUUUUGUCAAAGUUGGUUUGGAUAUAUCUGUAUACUAGUAAUUUAUGAUAAAUUCUUCACCCAAAAGUUCCACUGUUUGUAUUAGGGUCGUCAAGAUUGUGGUUUUCCCCCGAUACCCAAUCCUUUACUUUGUAUAAAAUCGUGGUGGGUGUGCAGUUUUUGAAAAUAAACUAAAAACAAAAAAGUUCAAGUGUCCUCGUAGUAACUCAAGAUUUUCUACGAUGUUAUCAGUAUUAUAAUCAGUUCUUGUACAUGUAUCGUAGCGUAAAUUAUUAUGUAAACUAGUCACUCGAUCAGAACGGUGUGGAUUCGUUUCAAAUUUUGAAUACAGCUGGUUUACCGGUGUAUCAUGUACAAGUACAUGUACCGUAGUUAGUUGUAAUCACAUGUUAAAGCUAGUGGUAAAAUACUAUGAUUAUAAAGUCAUGUCUUGUGUCAAAUUGUAAUGCCACAGGGCAGGUUGUUUCGUACAUGGUGGAUCAGGUAUCGGUUUAAGAGUGCCCGGGCAGUUCUGCCGAAGCACACGUCAGGUCAACCGAUCCUUUACCCACCCUUUAAGUCCUUUCUUGUCUGUAUCUAGUCAAUACUGUAAAACCUGAAAAUGUUGAUGACUCGAACUUGAAUCGAGGCGUUAAAUUAGGACCCAAGGAUUGGCUGUGAAUCACUGACAGGAUUUGGGGUAGACACACAGGCAUCGAUUGCAUGCAUUAGGAUUGAUCUAAGUUACUGAUCAGAUCGGGUCAGGAAUCCUUUUCUUCGAGGAAUGGGACAUCAGGACAGCAAAUUGUUCAGGUUUUCAGUAUCAAAGUCAUCUAUAUUUCUAUUCUAGUGAUCUCUUUACAAUGUUUUAUUAUUCCCUUUGAAUUAUGUUCAUUUAUGUUGAAUUAUGUUUAAUCAUUCUUUAUGUUGAAAUCAUAUACAUACAAUAUGAGAUAUCCAAUUGUUAUCAAUUCUGUAUAAAAGAUUGAAUCUAUUCACAGGCAAUUGAUUGAUAUCGAUUGUGUACUGCAGCAUUGGUAGCAACAUAUAAUUGGUAUGACAUCAUCUGCCUGUGAAAUUUUCAUCCACUCUUUGUAAAUAUUAUGCUCAGUGUACACUGGCUUCAAAAGUACUGUUUUCUGCAACCAUGAUCUGUGAUGCUCUAAAAUAGAUAAGAAAAUGGAGUAAAAAAACUGCCAACCAGGGUCCUCAUGGUUGUAGAAAACAAAUGUUGUCACUAACACUGACGUUAAUUUAGCGUUAUCUCCUUCAGUUAACACAUGUAUUUAAUACUAAGUUAAAUUAACUUUAGCAUUAGUGACAAAACUUGUUUUAAACAACUGGGCCCCGACUUCAUGUACAUGUCAUAAUGUUGCUGCGUGAGAAUGAGAGUGACAUAUUCAUGCAGUUUGGUCCUGGUGACAAUGAGUGCUGCCAUGCAGCUUUACAUUUUACUGUGUCUGCUCCUCCAGUUUCUAUAUGAGGACAGUCUCCUCCAAGUGUGUCUGUCCUCACCAGAGACGAACCUGUCUAAUAGGCACGAGGACACUCUCAUCCAGGGAAUGUUGUCUUGUCCUUAAAAUAGUCUUGUCUCCGCACUCCUCCAAUAGCUAGAGUGGUUUCACGUGACAUCGUCGCCUGCCACACUGGAGGAACAGACAAAAGAGAGCAAGCCAAAAUGACCAUGACUGCAUUUGAUUCAGUUGAUUAAGUCAGGCAUGAUAAAUCAUUGUUUUGCUGGCUGUGAAAACACUGAGCAUUGAGGGAAGAGACAUUCAACUUAUGUGGUUUUCCCUCUUAAUUUCCUUGGACAUUAAUUAUGAUGACAGUCCUCUCCAGGUGGGAUUCAAACCAUCUCUAAAAGAACAGUAUCCUCCAAUUGUAAACAUCGAUUAGACAUGCUUCGAAUGCAGGUGUCCUCCAAGUGGGUGUUGGGCUUUUGUUGAGACAUCUGUCUCAAAUAGACAUGAGGACAAUCCUGGGAAUAUUAUAUCCAGAAAGUCAUGCGUCUCCUCCAGUUUUGAACGUGUUGCGAGACACUUGUCUUAUGUCCUAAUUGUGUCAAUCAGUACUGCCAAGUGUUCUUUAACUCUUAGAGAUAUAAACCCAAGUUGUCCAUAUUGAUAUGGUAUUGUAAGUUGUCAAAUCGAGCGUAAAUACAUUCUGUCAAAAUGUUAUUUUUCAA
Lineus longissimus is the source of this 4247-nucleotide messenger RNA. RefSeq lists its product as uncharacterized. The record is from RefSeq and is a predicted model, not a curated record. NCBI's taxonomy places the organism in Eukaryota, Metazoa, Nemertea, Pilidiophora, Heteronemertea, Lineidae. The coding region runs from base 796 to 1365 and encodes 189 amino acids. The transcript is spliced from 9 exons.